This is a messenger RNA of Gamsiella multidivaricata, 1079 nucleotides long. RefSeq lists its product as uncharacterized. The transcript has a single exon. Lineage: Eukaryota; Fungi; Mortierellomycota; Mortierellomycetes; Mortierellales; Mortierellaceae. The record is from RefSeq and is a predicted model, not a curated record. Bases 109 to 1056 code for a protein of 315 amino acids.
AGGUGCUCUCUAAACAAGAUUUGAUUUCACGCUAUUCGAGUUCUCAGCUCCUUUAUUCUUUGUUUUGGUUUUCGUUCAGUCUCAGGACUUUUAUCCCUUCACCACUUCAUGUCUGCCUCACCCUCCUCACCUUCUUCCCACUCGGCCAUCCUUUCACCUUCCCCUCAUCCACAGGAAGCUGAAGAGGAGAAUUCUAAGCCAGCCCGCGCCCAUACUAGUAUACCGUUGCCAGAUGUUAUUAGUAUCAAGGUGCACUUUCGCAAAGGUCAGCCACGAGUCCGCUGCCGUGUAUCCAAGGACCUUCCCCUACCCACCUUUCGCCACAGGAAGACGGAGGACUCAUAUGGCGUAUUGACCGCCCGCAUUAAAACUGCACUUGCAGGAGUCAAUGGCUUAGAGUGGCCAUCUGGAGGACACCCCUACAUACAGCCAACACACACGACUACCCAACAAAAUUACCAGGAACUGAACGAGGACAACUUCAAUGAGUUUAUUGCAAAGGCAUGGCGUUCAGAAGCAAGGCGCUUGGAGAAUCCAGCUGAUAUCUUUAUCAACGUCUAUGUCUAUUUGUCAGUACCAGCGAAACGUGCAACCACCGGCAAUCGCAAUAACAUCCAACGAGCAUCUAGAUCACGUAUCGAGGCAGCACACACCAUCAUUGCUUCAGCAGUGGAACGACGGACACUUCCAGAACUUGGCCCUAUCACCGUUGCUCAUUACGCUCGUCAUCUUGCUCGUCAGCCAAGCUUACCUGCAGAAAGAGAAGUCCUCACACUACCAGAGACAAACACUUUCCGUCAAACACAGCACCUUGACGAACAAGUUCAUAGCCAUAACCUCAAAAGACAGGCAGCGGAAGAUGAACAGCAGGAAGAGUUCAGGACUAUCAAAUUGAAGGUGAAUGGAACGGUUGUCUGCUAUGAAAUCGAGUUGCGUAGCUUGAGAGCAGCCCUGAAUUUACCAAACUUCGACUUGAACGGUCUCGCCAACUUCGCACAAGAUCAGAUAGCUCUCCCGGAGGAUGACAUGGAUGAUAUAGACCAUGCAGAAGAUUAAAAGCCGAGAAGUUUAUUACCCUC